AACGCAAAAGAUGUUUUUAAAAUAUUCUACAGCUGACUGUCGACGCAGGACAGGCCGAAGUUUUGAUUUUUCGUGAAUAAUAAGAAAAUGGUGGUUUAAAAUCUCAGAAUGGCGAAUAAAGCUAACCCGUUACCAUAUAUCAAGGAAAGGGAAUAUGGAAUAGUGCCUAAUCUUAAGGCUACGUUGUUUGAAAACAGGUUGAGUGCAGCGAAGAACCUGUAUCGGAAGGAUUUAAAGUGCCAUUUUGGAUGUGUAAACGCUAUCGAGUUUUCCACUAAUGGCGAAAUACUUGUAUCGGGUGGAGAUGACAGGAGGGUGAUGUUAUGGCAAUUUGGGCAGGCCAUUGUGGAUCGAGGCCAACCUGAGGCCAUGAAGUCCACCCACCAGUCUAACAUUUUUUGUCUUGGAAUUACUGAUGACUCGAAGAAGAUUUACUCUGGAGGCAAUGAUGAUAUGGUAAUUGUACAUGAUGUGGAAAGUAAGCGGCCAGUGGAAGUGUUAAGCCAUCAGCGCGCCGUGUGCUGCCUCAGCAUCGACCCAUUUAACGACCGUGUAGUCUCCACGGCGGGCAACGAUGGCAGACUUCUGCUCUUCGAUACUAGGCAGUCUGUUCAUGAGUCCUUGGUGAUAUCACGCAGCAGGAAAGCCUUCCACGGAGUAAUGUUCCACCCCACGCAGAAGGACAUACUCGUGUCGGCAAACGCUCGGGAUGGAGUCGCCCUCUGGGAUCUCAAGUCGCCUAAACGCCCGUUGAUCCGCUACUCCGGCACCAACGGCCCUUUCCAAAACAGCAUGUCGGUCCGCUUUAACAAAGCCGGUACGCAUGUACUGGCGCUGCGGCGGCGGCUCCCGCCAGUGCUGUACGCGCUCUACGAGCAAGAGCCGCGUGCAGAGUUUUAUCACCAGGACUAUUAUAACUCGUGCACCAUGAAGAGCUGCAGUUUUGCAGGCGAGGGUGACAAAUAUGUGCUGUCAGGGUCCGACGAUUUUAACCUUUACUUGUGGAAAGUUCCUGAACCUGGAAGUGAAGAUGUGGUAGUGGAGAGCCCGCACAUAGUGCUGUACGGGCACCGCUCGAUCGUGAAUCAAGUGCGUUUCAACCCGCAGUACUCUCUCAUUGCCUCGUCCGGUGUCGAGAAAAUCAUCAAGCUGUGGUCGACGAUGGAGUACCCGGCGAUGCGCGGCGACUUGCUGGAGAGCGCCACUGGCUCCGACAACCCGCGGGAGAUCUACGGCCAAGAUGACUAUGUGACGCUCAUGCACCACAAUGGACAGUACAUAUCCCACAACUACACGGACCAAUCCACGAGCGAAGACCCCCGAAUGAUGGCAUUCUUCGACUCGCUGGUGCAACGCGAGCUCGAGUGCCUCGGCGAGAGCUCAGAGUCUUCGGAAGCGGCGCACCACACUGACUCCUGCGAGGAAGAGGCGCAUCUGCUAGCGGACUUCCUGCCGCUCGUACUGCCGCCCAAGAUACGGAUAAGUAACAGCGCAAACCGCAGUCAAAGGGGUCCAAAUAGGCUGGCGCGGUUGGUUGCGUCGCGCUAUCCAAAGAACUCCCGUGAAGCGCAGAAAAGAGGCACACUUAGACGCAGCAAGCACCUGGACCGCCGGGCGUUGCUCAGCAAGUUCAAGAUGCUGCCGACGCGCGCCAGCGCCAAGGGCAAGCAGAGGUCGAGCGGAGCGUCGCGGCGCGCGCCGAGGGGACUCGAGAACGGUCCGCGGUCUCGCCUGGUGCGCUGCGCCCGCGCCGGCGCGGCGGCGGCGGCGGCGGCGCGGCGCGACCCGCCCUCCAGCGAGCACGACGAGGCCGAGCCGCGCCCGCUCUACACCGCCACCGGACGGAACCUCCGGCCGCUGCGCAGGCGAAUGAACCUGUCCAGAGCAUCGAAAAGGAAAACUAAAGCGACAAAUACUAGUUACAGAAAGUCAGUUAUGAAUUUAAGGAGCAGUGGAUUCACUCAGGAUAGCGAUAAUGCCGCUCCCCUUUCGAGUAGAGCUGACUAUCUGGAUGGCCUCGACUCGAUGACAUUACCAAGCACAAGUACAGGUUACAGGGGCGAAAACACAUCGGCGAUGUUCCGAGUGGCGGCCGAUUCCGACGACCAGUCAGGCAGCGGGUCGUCGUCGCCCGCCAGCGUGUGCGACGGGCGGCCCGCGUACCGCCUAAACGGCUUCGACCUAGACUUCACCACCCCGGGACCCUACAACUUCGGCUCGAGAAUGGAAGAGUACAUGGCGCAAUACAACGGGGACGAAACACGCGACUCGCUAAUAGUGGAGCCCCCGGAGUCCGACUCCACCCCGCCCCCCCCCGAGACCAGGCAUAGGCCCCGAAAAGGGAGGAGGACGGGCAGGAGUUUGAAAAGGACAGAUUCCAGCGAAUCUCCCCCGCCUAAAGAGCAGGCGAUCGUUCCCGAUAGGUUAUCUAAGGAGUAUAGUAACAGGAGUGUAGCGCGACUGAUGAACGAGACGAACGAGAGUGAGGUAGAGAGUAGCUGCAGCACCGAGGGCGGCAUGUGGCCCCUGCCCGGGUCGCUCGGCACGCCGGACAGCGGGGUCGGCACGGCGGCCGGCAGCACCGGGCGCCGCUCGCAGCCCGCCGGCCACGUGUCCGACGACCAGGACUGGCAGGCGCUCAAGCUCCGCCAGCGAGUCAAAAAGGCGAGGCGCAACUAUAGGAAACAUAUGGAGUCUGAUUCUAAUUAAUAUGAAAAGCGUUA
This is a messenger RNA of Cydia amplana, 2723 nucleotides long. RefSeq names its product DDB1- and CUL4-associated factor 5. Gene Ontology annotation, cellular component: cytoplasm; Cul4-RING E3 ubiquitin ligase complex. The record is from RefSeq and is a predicted model, not a curated record. The transcript has 15 exons. The coding region runs from base 109 to 2709 and encodes 866 amino acids. Gene Ontology annotation, molecular function: protein binding. NCBI's taxonomy places the organism in Eukaryota, Metazoa, Arthropoda, Insecta, Lepidoptera, Tortricidae.